AUGAAACUGGAUUGUGGGUUCAUAGAUCUGGAGAAGGCAUAUGAUAAAGUACCAAGAGAGGAACUGUGGCACUGCAUGCAGGAGUCAUCGAAACCGGGUAUAUCAGUAGACUGUGAAGGAUCUGGCAAUGCUGAAGUUAAAAGGAGAGUGCAGGCAAGGUGGAAUGAGUGGAGAAAAGUAACAGGAAUUUUGCGUGACAGGAACAUGCCGAUAGGAGUGAAGGGGAAAAUCUAUAUGACGUGUGUAAGACCAGCAAUGCUGUAUGGCAUGGAGACAGUAUCAGUAACAAAGUUACAAGAAGCAAAGAUGGAGGUGGCAGAAAUCCGAAUGUAG
This is a messenger RNA of Penaeus chinensis, 333 nucleotides long. RefSeq lists its product as uncharacterized. Lineage: Eukaryota; Metazoa; Arthropoda; Malacostraca; Decapoda; Penaeidae. Bases 1 to 333 code for a protein of 110 amino acids. The transcript has 2 exons. The record is from RefSeq and is a predicted model, not a curated record.